GGCAGUUCCAUCUCCUCGCCGGAUUGGAUUCCGGCCGCCAAUAAUUCGUCCGCUCCGCGCCGGCGCCAUUUCGUGUGGCUAUUCGUCGGCCUGAAUCCAGCAUCGCAAUUCGCGGCCACAUGUGCGCGCAUAUAUGAUUGCUGCCCUCUGGUUCACUUUGUUCGCCUCUCGAUUUGUUCCGAGAGCAGGAUCUUCCUACGGCGCUCCCUGAGGUGAUCGCUGAUCGGUGAUUCAGACAUUGGGCUCUUUGAGCAUCCAACCACCAUUGCCUUAUUUUUACUACGACGAUCCAGUUGAGUGCCUUCGUUGUAGCUGGUAGUAGCGGCAGACAUCGGUUCGAUACGCCGUUGCGUCCUCUUGUCUGACGAAGGAACGCAAGUAUUUUUUUUCUUCUGCAACUUUGCGCAUACUAUGUGUGUUCACCUCUCCUCUCGGUGUCUGAAUUCCUAGCAAAGUUCAGGGGGAUCCGAGGUGCUGCAGCUCGGGGUUGGCGUUUAACUGAAGCUCAGGCUGAAAAUAAAAAUCUAGCAAAAGUGGAAGGAUUCGUUGAGUCGCGGAGAUGCUGCCCUACUUUGAUCCGGAGUACGAGAACUUCAACCAGCGCAUCAACCCUCCAAGGGUGUGCAUCGACAACACCACAUGCAGUGACUGCACCUUGGUGAAGGUUGACAGCAUGAACAAGAAUGGCAUUCUGCUGGAGGUGCUGCAGGUCCUGAGUGAUCUCGACCUCCACAUCUUCAAGGCAUACAUCACCUCUGAUGGCGGAUGGUUCAUGGAUGUGUUUCAUGUCGUGGAUAAGCAAGGACAGAAGAUUACUGAUGACAAGACCAUCAAGUACAUUGAGAAGGCUUUAGGUCCAGAGAGCAAUCUGCUUGGCGCGAAAGGCAGCAACUCCCCGGGGAGGUCGGUCGGGCUGCACUCCAUCGGCGACCACACCACCAUCGAGCUCAAGGGCCCCGACCGGACGGGCCUCCUCUCGGAGAUCUUCGCGGUGCUCGCCGAUCUCCAGUGCAACGUGCUGGCCGCCGAGGUGUGGACGCACCGGAUGCGCGUGGCCUGCGUGGUGUACGUCAACGACGUGGCCACGGGCCUGGCCAUCGACGACCCCUGCCGCGUGUCCCAGAUCGAGACCCGGCUGCGGCACGUGCUCCGCGGGUACGGCGACGGCGGCGGCGGCGGCGGCGACGACGACGGCCGCGGCGCGCUCGCCAACUUCGCGGUCGGGUCGGCGCCGCACCACGUGGACCGGCGGCUGCACCAGCUCAUGCACGCCGACGUGGACGUGGACGGCGACGCCGCGCCGGCGGCCUUGGCGGCCGGCGAGGGCGACAGGCCGGUGGUGACGGUGGAGCACUGCGAGGAGAAGUCCUACUCGGUGGUGAACGUCAAGUGCCGGGACCGGUCCAAGCUGCUGUUCGACAUCGUGUGCACGCUCACUGACAUGCAGUACGUCGUGUUCCACGCCGCCGUCUCGUCCGAGGCCAGCUACGGCAUCCAGGAGCUGUACAUCCGUCGCAAGGACGGCAAGACGCUCCUGAAAAACGAAGCCGAGAGGGUGAUCAGGUGCCUCGAAGCGGCCAUCUCCAGACGAGUAUCCGAGGGCUUCACGCUGGAGCUGUGCGGCAGGGACCGGGUGGGCCUGCUGUCGGACGUGACGAGGGUGCUCCGGGAGCACGGGCUGACGGUGGCGCGCGCCGACGUGACGACGGUGGGUGGGCAGGCCACCAACGUCUUCUACGUCCGCAACCCCUCGGGGCAGCCCGUGGACAUGAAGACCAUCGAGGGUCUCCGGGGCCGGGUCGGCCAGACCAUCAUGCUCAGCGCCAAGAGCGUCCCCGCCAACGUCGCCAAGGCGCCCGAGCCGGCCUCCGGUGGCUUGGCCAGGGCCAGCUUCUUCUCCUUCGGCAACCUCUUCGCCAAGCUCCGAGCCUGAUCAAACUGAUUCCGGCUCCAAUUGUGUAAUUUGGUGUAGAGAUGAACUGAGGACUAGAGUAGUGGGACAGGGGGAGAGCAACUGUAUGUGGCAUGUAGCAGCUGUGGUUGUAGAGUUCAUAAGGAGCCUCUACCAGACUGGUGGUUCUGUGCAAUGCAGACUGCUUGUUGAGGUGCAUCGGUGCAUUGGGCUACCUGAUCAUCUGAUCUGCAUCGUUUUGCAUCAGACAUCCUGUAACCUGUUCAACCUGUAUCUGAUUGGUCAACCUCUCAGCUAGCUGAACAUCUCAGCAUUUGGCUCUCUGCAA
Molecule: messenger RNA, 2240 nt
Organism: Setaria italica (foxtail millet)
Lineage: Eukaryota; Viridiplantae; Streptophyta; Magnoliopsida; Poales; Poaceae
Product: ACT domain-containing protein ACR3
Exons: 9
Coding region: 560-1933 (457 amino acids)
Source: RefSeq, a predicted model, not a curated record